Osmerus eperlanus (European smelt) is the source of this 2101-nucleotide messenger RNA. Its product is annotated as KIAA1328 ortholog. The coding region runs from base 63 to 1841 and encodes 592 amino acids. The transcript is spliced from 10 exons. Lineage: Eukaryota; Metazoa; Chordata; Actinopteri; Osmeriformes; Osmeridae. The record is from RefSeq and is a predicted model, not a curated record.
AAUAUGGGUGGGAGUAUAAUUCCUUUCAGCGUUUGGCUCUUGGGAGUGGCGGUUGAUUCAAUAUGGCGGCAGUGACUACGGAAAGAAACAAUUCAGGAAUUUUCUGGAUUAACGACACAUCAGAUGAAGAUCAACCCGUGAUAUUUGUUCCUGGAGUGAGCAGAGAAAGAAGCCUUCGAACAGCAUUCAAGUCAGGUUCUCAGUCGGGCAGCAAUAUCUGUAAAAGAAACCCAACAAUGAGAGCCAAGUGUGGCAUUGAAAGCAGAAAUGAGUCUUCUAUGGGCAAGGCUAGUAAAAAACAAGCCCAGUCUCCUAGCCUGUCCUCGCGAGAGACUACCAAAGGGAAAGAUGUGUUCCAGUCCACAUCUUCCUCGGUCUUACGAUCCCCGACCCCAGUCACCCAUAACCUCCUCACUUCCCCUCAGGUCUCUGAGGUAAGCCAAGCUAAGAGCAAGACCUCACUGAAGGACCUGUGUCCCGAGGAUAAACAACGCAUAGCCAACCUCAUCCAGGAGCUGGCCAGAGUGAGUGAGGAGAAAGAAGAGUCUGUCCAGAAGCUGAGAGACGAACAGGGGUUGUUUGAACGCAAGAUUCAGCAUCUGGAGCAACAGAACACACUAAUCAUUCAAGAGAGAGAAAGCUUGCAGCAGCAGUACAGAGAGUGCCAGGAGCUGCUGGGCCUAUAUCAGCAGUACCUCUCCCAGCAGCAGGACAAGCUCAACCAGUCCAUCGCUCAGCUCAGCCACUCUCGCUCUCAUAGCAAGGUGCCUGCCGGCGAGGGGAGCUGUGGCCGACCCACUGUUAGGAGCGCUAGCCGCUCAGUCUUAGACGGCUCUUACCUCGGCAUUCCCAGCUACGGAGCCCGGCAGCCGAGCCAAACAGGAAGUGGUGCAGGAAGGGGAGGAGCCAGUUCCUACCACUCCUCAGCCCCGCUGUCUACCCUUAGCCCCUCUACGACACCUCCGGACUCGUCCUCCUCCAGCGAGCACACCCCCGCCGAACGGCCAAUCACGAGGCGAGGAGGAAGCACGCGGCGAAACCCCCGUCCCGCCUCCCCUCGCCGACACACAACCGUCGGCUGCAACACGGAACCCGGACCGGCCAACGGUGCGGCUCCCCUCGACGCCGUCUCCGCCCGGGAAAGCCCCUUUUCCCGCCGCGAUCCCCCGCUGGAUGCGGCUGCGAAGGGAACGCUCACGGCGGCCCACCUGGGCGGGGAGGACUGGGAGGAGAAGCGGCACCUGCUCCUGCUGCAGAAGAUGCAGCUGGAGGUGGAGAGAGAGAAGCUGCAGGCCCGGCUGGCGCAGCAGGAGGAGAGGCUGCUCCGGCAGAACCAGCAGCUACGGCAGUCACGUCUGGAUUACAGCAGGUUUCAGCAGGCUACUGCAACUGAGCUUGGCCAUACCAUCUCCAGAAAUGCUCUCCUGGAACCCAAUCCUCCACAAAACGGCCAUGUAGCAGCUAGUGAGGAGAGAAGCCCAGGUGAUGCUGAGGACAUGGUCGAAGCAGAGUAUCUUGCAUGUGAGGUGAUGUCCCACCAGAGCAGCCUAAAAGCCCCCACGGGGCCAACAUCACCCCCCAUGGUGCAUCCCAGGACCCCCCACGCAAGGUUGGACUCGUCCCUGAUCGAGCUCUUGGAGGUCUUUAGUCCCAUCUCGGUGCCUGAGCUGGGCAGGCCCCCAGUCCAACGAAGCAAGCCCCUACUUCACCAGCCCCCUCAAAGUGCCCCCAGGCCUGCCCGCCGAGCCUUGCUCUCCCCUUCCCAGGGGUGCUACCCCCGGACACCCCAGCAUGACUUGGAGGAGAGCCAGAUUCUGGAGGAGAUCUUCUUCAUUUGCUAACAAUGAAAUUGGAGGUAAAGCGGUAGGGGGAGAGGAUUCUGGGACAGUCUGAAGGAGGCAUUACCUCCUCGCCCCAAAACUAAAAUCCUUUCAUGAAUAUUUGAUGGGUAAUCAUAUACUUGAUAUUCACCUUCUGCUCUUAAAUUGAUGUUGGUUUUUAGUUCUAAACCCAAAACUCCAAAAUCAUGAUAUCGAUUGUAGCUUUUGUAAUGCAAUUUGUUUUUAUAUUACAUGUUAAUAAACGGUUAUUUAUUUAAGAU